AUGGGGAAGAGAAGUCGACAGAGAAAUAAGGAGCAUCAAAAUAAUAGCAAGCCUGGCGGAAGGGAUAGCAGGGACAAUGCUGUAAGGUUUGAUAGCUCAUCAUAGCUAACGGUAGCCGGUUAACUUUAGCAGAACAUUACUGUAUCUAGUUAGCUAGCUUCAAAUUACUGUAACGUUAUGCCAAGUCAAAGAGAGAUUUAUUUUCUCCCAAGCUAGCCAGCAACUUUCAUUUGAUUACUAUUGCACAACUCAUUGCUUAUCAUGCAUUGUUGACAUGCUUAACUAACUAGCUAUUGUAUUUUGGUCCCAGAUGUCUUUGUGCUGUCUUGCCAACUGCUAUGAUAAUUCAUUGGCAUGUCAAUGUCAGAAAACUCACCUCUUCUCUUACCUCCAUCCACAGCCUGUUCCCAGAUCUGUUAGUGUUCAUGAUAAUUUGGCCUGAUAAAGACAAUAGGGGGGUUAGUGAGACAGCAGACACAGGUCUAGGCUACUCUUGCUCUACAUCAGGAUCCACAAUGAUUAAGACUGUUGUCCAAAACAUCCUCUAUUAAACCUCUAAAUGCAUUGAAAGUAAUGUCCAUUGUGUUGUCCAUCUGUAGCCAUGCCAAGGAGAUCCUCCACUGUCAUUUUACAUUUUAGUCAUUUAGCAGACGCUCUUAUCCAGAGCGACUUACAGUAGUGAGUGUAUACAUUUUUCAUACAUGUACCUUCCCUGGUAACGUGUACACACACACACACAUACUAGUCCCCCGUGGGAAUCGAACCCACAAUCCUGGCGUUGCAACCGCCAUGCUCUACCAACUGAGCUACACUGUCUUAAGAACAAUUACUUCAAGGAGAUCCAGGAGGUUGUGAUCGACGGGCAGAAAAUAGAUGCUUCUCAGCCUCUGAGCUGGUACGAGCGCAUGCACGGACACAGAUACGAAUGCCACGUUCACGGGCUACUAGGAAACUCAAACAUUUCCGACUUGCUAACUGGUUGAACCCGGUACGUGUAUAACUACAACCAGUUAGCAAGUCAGACAUUUCAGAGUUUCCUAGUUCCGACUAGCAAGUGAACGUGGCAUUACAGCUGAUGACCCUUUUUGUGUGCGUGUGUGUAGGUACCCAGAUGAGCUAGUGUGGCACACCAACAUGAGCAGGAAGAUCCUGAGGAAGUCUCCUCUCCUGGAGAAGUUCCAUCAGUUCCUGGUCAGCGAGACUGUCAAUUUCCCCACCGACUAUCUCCUUAGCUCCUUAGUCCAGGACUAGGCUUAACCUGUGUCUGGGAAACCAGCCCUAAUGUUCAUCAUGUCAUAGCAACUAAACCUGACAAUAGAUGAGCUGCUAGUUGGUUUCUUGCAUAGAAUUAGGAAUUAGAAUAGUAAUUGAAUAGGAUCUUGAUGGUUUCUUAGCUGUAUGGCUUCCUUAUGUACUGUGGCGUUUCUGUCUCUACCUUGGUCUCUACAGGGUAACCUCAGCAGACAGGAGGCUGUAAGUAUGAUCCCUCCUCUGCUGAUGAAGCUUGAACCCCACCACAAGGUAAGCAACACACUGGAUGCCUCUCUGGCAAAGGCCUGCUCCCAUUUCUGACCCCCCUAAACCUGGGAACACCAUAGUGUAACAGUGUGUAUUCCUGUGGGUAGAUUAUGGACAUGUGUGCUGCUCCUGUUGAUCGAGAUGCUCCAUUCUGAUAUGGAUGUACCCUUCCCUGGCAAUGGAUGUACCCUUCCCCUGGGGGGGGGGGGGUAGAAGGAAUUACUUUAUCCUAUCCCAGGUAUUCCUUAAAGAGGUGGGGUUUCAGGCUAAGAGACUGAACAGCCCCUAUAUCAUGGUGGUGAACCACGAUGCCUCCUGCAUCCCCAGACUACAGAUAGACACAGAGGACGGACAGAAGGACACACUGUUCUACGACCGCAUCCUCUGUGACGUCCCAUGCAGGUAAACAAAGAGUUAACCUGGUUACCUGCUUAGGUGAGAGAGGGAGAAGUAGGGGAGAAAGAAAGGCCGGGGGGGAGAGAGACAAAAAUAAAAUCUGGGGUUUUGGUGUUUGACCGUCAGAACUAGACAUGAUAUCUAGACAGUCAGAUAUGUGGAGCUGUAUAAACGUCAUGGUUCUACCCUGUCUGUCCUAUGAUUUUUUUUUUUGUGUGUGUGUGUUCUAUGAUUGGUUGCUGCACUGGACAGGCUACUGCUUGUUUUUAGUAGGGGAACCAAGUGUGACCACAAGAAUGAGACUGUGGGUAAAGUAACUCUCCCAGGCCAAAUGCUGAGUCUGACUGGGCCCAUAAUGCCAAGGCCUGGACCCCAUCACUCACACACACAGACAGAGAUUUACUUUUAAUUUCUAUAACUUUUUUUGUUCAAACUUUUGUCUAUUUCACUUGCUUUGGCAAUGUAAACCUAUAUUUUAAUAAAACCCUUUGAAUUGAAUCGAGAUGGGCGACAGAGGGAUGAGUAGAGAGAUAAGAGGGAGGCGGCUGAGCAGUCUGAAACCACACUGUUGGAUUGCCUGUGUGGGAAGGCUGAUAUUUAGUUAGGGGUUUGUCAGCUUCCCUGGAUUUGUCUCUGCCCAAACAUUGUUUUUAAGUGUGUUUCCUAUUUUCUUAAUUCCCUAAAGCCAAGUAUUAUGUGUGUAUCUCCAGUGGAGAUGGCACCAUGAGGAAGAACAUUGUGUGGAAGAAAUGGACCACCAGCAACAACCUGCAACUCCAUGGGUGAGGCGAGAGAGCUAGUAACAUGUGUGUGUGUCUCCAGAUCCGUAUAGCAGUGCGUGGUGUGGAGCAGCUAACUGUAGGAGGGAGGAUGGUCUACUCUACCUGUUCACUGAACCCUAUCGAGGACGAAGCUGGUCAUAGCAACACUACUGGAGAAGAGUGAAGGUAACACACACACGCAUGCACACACGAAUCCAGAGUCUCUCUCACACACACACACACCAGUGAUAACUGCUUCUUCUCCUUCUUUGUCUGUCUCCAGGUGCGUUAGAAUUAGAAGAUGCAUCCGCUGAUCUCCCAGGGUUAAAAUGGAUGCCUGGAGUCACCAAAUGCAAGGUAUAUAACUAUUGGACCACAUGAGCUCCACCUCAUGCCUAACAGUCACUGCUAGCAGCUACAAGAGGUACUUGAUAGGCAUGAGAGUCUAGCCACUACAAUAUUCAUGAUAUUCCACAACCUUGUCAGUUUAUUGACGACAGAUUGAGACCGUUUUAUAUCUGAGUCUUUUGCGCUCUCUCCCAUCUCCUUCUCCCCAUCCACAACUACCUCUCACACAUACUUUUCUUUCUUUCUUUCUUUCUUUCUUUCUUUCUUUCUUAGUUGAUGACUAAGGAGGGUCAGUGGUAUAAGGACUGGUCAGAGGUGCCAGCCAACCGCCACACCACACAGAUCAGACCCACCGUGUUCCCUCUCACAGACACAAAGAAACUGGCCAAUAUGAAGUUGGAGAGAUGGUACACACACCUGCGUAUACACACAGGCCCCACUUUAUUUCUUUAGAAUAUGCCUAAGAUGUCAACUUUCAUGACAAUCAUGUACAUUUAUUUGCUACCUGUACACAUUCACCUUUCCACACAGCUGCUGACAGACAUAUCUGAUCCUAAAAUGAGAUUAUUAAUAAAAGCUAGACAGACUAUCAAAUCCCUGUGAAGGGUUGCUGGUUUGUGUUGAUUUGAUUUCUACCAGCAGAGGGUGCUCUUGGCUCAUAUUUCUGUGUGUGUAUAUAAUUUAUAUACAGUAUCUGUGUGUAUUCAGUAUGAGGAUCCUGCCCCAUCACCAGAACACUGGAGGCUUCUUUGUAGCUGUCCUGGUCAAGAAAGCCCCCAUGCCCUGGAUCCGAAGAUUCCCCAAGGUACACACGCGUACGUGCACGGGAACACACACACAGAAAAGCACACUUCACGCACACUCCACACACCUUUGGUUUCUUGUUAACACAAGCACAUCUCAGAUGGAACGCAUCACCGUCCGGUACCUCAUAUACCAGAGAGAAGUUCCCGUUUUUAAAGUUGACUAUGAUCCGUCUUUCUCCAUCUCCAGUUGAGGAAGGAGCAGACAUCCAGCUCAGUGCCCCAGCCAGAGGACUCUCCAGUGGGGAUCCCCCUCCUUGAGACGCCCCUGGAGGAUGGAGAGGAGGUAAAGGAGGCAGGAGAGGACUCGCCCAAAGAGCCAGAGGCAGGCGAUCAGACCAAGGAACCCAACGUGUGUGUGUGCAGGGUGGGAAAUAAACUUUUUGGUCCACCAGCCACUGUGGCAUGUAGAUAAGAUCUACCAACCACUCAGAUUUCUUUUACCUGCCAAAAUAUUUUUCCUGCCAUUAUUACUCCAAAAAGCACAAAAAAACAGAUGAGGAUACUUUCUAAAACAAGAAAAGUAUUACUAGUAAGAAGUAAUGGGGUAUAUCGCUUAAUUUUAUUUCAUUUUUGUGACCUGCGUCUUAACCAAUGUAUGUUAAAUCAUUUAGAUACAGUAGUAAAAACCGAUAAACAGUUUUACAACUGAACAUCAACAAUCAACAAAGUGCCUGCCCUGCCACAAAAUGCAGAGUGAUAAAGCUUAUUUAUUAUUAUAGUUCAGGGCUCUACGCUGGCAUAUUUUACAAAGAGUACAUUAUGUGUUCCUAAGUAGACAUGUAGAAGCACACAAAUAAAUCUAGGAAAACAAUUACAAAGUUUGAGUGUUUUAAUGAUAAGAAAUUACAAAAAGUUAAUGAAUAAAUGUUUUUGGGAGUAAUCCAUGCUCAAUCAUUAGGUGAGACAAAUGUUCAGCUGCCACUUUAAGGGACGGGCUGUUACUGUGGUGAUUUGUGCACUCCUCUGUGAUGGAAAAAAAAUCUCUGACUGAAAUGUCUUCCGAGCAGAAGACCAGUUUCCGCAAACUCAAAAUAAUAUUAAAAAACAACCUAGUAUGUGAACAAAACGAUGUAAUUGGCAAAGAAACACGAGGACAAAGUCACACUUUAGAAGCCUUUCUUGUCAAUUCGACCAACUUCUACAUGUGGGCUUUGGAUAAAAAUAAAACAAAGUUCCCGUAUGCUCUGUGUGACCACCCGCCAAUGUGGCUGGUGACAAAAUCUACCCACAUUUGGCGGGUGUUUAAUUUCCAACCCUGUGUUUGUGUGUGUGUGUGUGUGUGUGUAUUCUGACUCUGGUCUAUGUGCUCCAGGCCUCCUCCCAAUAAAAAGAUGAAGAGGCAUGGUUUUAAAGAAGACCCUUUGUCUUCCUCACUGAAGACGACCCUGUCUUCCCCCCGAUAGAGUGAAAGUUUUUUUGGGUCUCUGGUGGAUUGUACAGCCUAUGUAAGCAGCUGCUCGAUAUCAGCAUUACCUGUAUGGACAGGACACUGUUUUGACCAAGUGUAGAUAGUAUUACCUUUACAAGGUAAUGUACAUGGAACAAAAAUAUAAAUGCAACAAUUUCAACCAUUUUUCAGAGUUUUACAGUUCAUAGAGGGAAAUCUACAAAUCAGCUGGGCUAGACAAUUUGGACCCUUUCUUUCUAAAAUUAGCCGCCGAAAUUGUCGCAACCCCUAUUACUAGCCUGUUCAACCUCUCUUUCGUAUCGUCUGAGAUCCCCAGAGAUUGGAAAGCUGCCACGGUCAUCCCCCUCUUCAAAGGGGGUGACACUCUAGAUCCAAACUGUUACAGACCUAUAUCCAUCCUACCCUGCCUUUCGAAAGUAUUUGAAGGCCAAGUUAACAAACAGAUCACCGACUACUUCGAAUCCCACCGUACCUUCUCCGCAAUGCAAUCUGGUUUCCGAGCUGGUCAUGGGUGCACCUCAGCCAUGCUCAAGGUCCUAAACAAUAUAAUAACCGCGAUUGAUAAAAGACAGUACUGUGCAGCCGUCUUCAUCGACCUGGCCAAGGCUUUUGACUGUGUCAAUCACCGCAUUCUUAUUGGCAGACUAAAUAGCCUUGGUUUCUCAACUGACUGCCUCGCCUGGUUCACCAACUACUUUUCAGAUAGAGUUCAAUGUGUCAAAUCGGAGGGCCUGUUGUCUGGACCUCUGGCAGUCUCUAUGGGGGUGCCACAGGGUUCAAUUCUCGGGCCGACUCUAUUCUCUGUGUAUAUCAAUGAUGUCGCUCUUGCUGCUGGUGACUCAGAUCCACCUCUACGCAGACGACACCAUUUUGUAUACAUCUGGCCCUUCAUUGGAUACUGUGUUAACAAACCUCCAAACAAGCUUCAAUGCCAUACAACACUACUUCUGUGGCCUCCAACUGCUCUUAAACGCUAGUAAAACUAAAUGCAUGCUCUUCAUUUGAACGCUGCUUGCACCCGCCCGCCCGACUAGAAUCACUACUCUCGGCGGGUCUGACUUAGAAUAUGUGGACAACUACAAAUAUCUAGGUGUCUGGUUAGACUGUAAACUCUCCUUCCAGACUCACAUUAAGCAUCUCCAAUCCAAAGUUAAAUCUAGAAUCGGCUUCCUGUUUCGCAACAAAGCCUCCUUCACUCAUGCUGCUAAACAUGCCCUCGUAAAACUGACUAUCCUACCGAUCCUUGAUUUCGGCGAUGUCAUUUACAAAAUAGCUUCCAACACUCUACUCAGCAAAUUGGAUGUAGUCUAUCACAGUGCCAUCCGUUUUGUCACCAAAGCCCCAUAUACUACCCACCAUUGUGACCUGUACGCUCUCGUUGGCUGGCCCUCACUACAUAUUUGUCGCCAAACCCACUGGCUCCAGGUCAUCUAUAAAUCACUUCUAGGCAAAUCCCCGCCUUAUCUUAGCUCAUUGGUCACCAUAGCAACACCCACCCGUAGUAUGCGCUCCAGCAGGUAUAUCUCACUGGUCAUCCCCAAAGCCAACACCUCCUUUUGCCGCCAUUCCUUCCAAUUCUCUGCUGCAAAUGACUGGAACGAACGACAAAAAUCUCUGAAGCUGGAGACACUUAUCUCCCUCAUUAACUUUAAGCAUCAGUUGUCAGAGCAGCUUACCGAUCACUGUACCUGUACACAGCCCAUCUGUAAUUUGCCCACCCAACUACCUCAUCCCCAUAUUGUUAUUUACAUUGUUAUUUAUUUUGCUCAUAUGCACCCCAGUAUCUCUAUUUGCACAUCAUCUUCUGCACAUCUAUCACUCCAGUGUUAAUACUAAAUUGUAAUUAUUUUGCACUAUGGCCUAUUUAUUGCCUUACCUCAAUAACUUACUACAUUUGCACACACUGUAAAUAGAUUGUCUAUUGUGUUAUUGACUGUACGUUUUUGUUUAUUCCAUAUGUAACUCUGUGUUGUUGUUUUUAUUGCACUGCUUUGCUUUAUCAUGGCCAGGUCACAGUUGUAAAUGAGAACUUGUUCUCAACUGGCUUACCUGGUUAAAUAAAGGUGAAAUGUAAAAUAAAAUCAGUCAAUUGAAAUAAAUUGAUUAGGCUCUGAUCUAUGAAUUUCACAUGACUGGCAAUGCAGAUAUGAAUCUGUUGGUCACAGAUACACACCCCUACUUAUUUUUUUUAAAGGUAUCAGAAAAGCAGUCAGUAUCUGGUGUGACCAUCAUUUGCCUCAUACAGCGCAACAUCUCCUUCGCAUAGAGUUGAUCAGGCUGAUUGUGUCCUGUGGAAUGUUGUCCCACUCCUCUUCAAUGUCUGUGCGAAGUUGCUGGAUAUUGGCGGAAACUGGAACAUGCUGUCGAUCCAGAACAUCCCAAACAUGCUCAGUGGGUGACAUGUCUGGUGAGUAUGCAGGCCAUGGAAGAACUGGGAUAUUUUCAGCUUCUAGGAAUUGUGUACAGAUCCUUGCGACAUGGGGUCGUGCAUUAUCAUUCUGAAACAUGAGGUGAUGGCGGCGGAUGAAUGGCAUGACAAUGGGCCUCAGGAUCUUGACACAGUAUCUCUGUGCAUUUAAAUUGCCAUCAAUGAAAUGCAAUUGUGUCCGUUGUCCGUAGCUUAUGCCUGCCCAUACCAUAACCCCACCGCCACCAUGGGGCACUUUGUUAACAAUGUUGGCAUUAGCAAACCACUCACCCACACGACGCCAUACACACUGUCUGCCAUCUGCCCGGUACAGUUGAAACCGGGAUUCCUCCGUGAAGAGCACACUUCUCCAGCAUGCCAUUGGCCAACGAACGUGAGCAUUUGCCCACUGACGUCGGUUACGAUGCCGAACUGCAGACAGGUCAAGACCCUGGUGAGGAUGACGAGCACGCAGAUGAACUUCCCUGAGACGGUUUGUGCAGAAAUUCUUCAGUUGUGCAAACCCACAGUUUCAUCAGCUGUCCGGGUGGCUGGUCUCAGACGAUCCCGCAGGUGAAGAAGCAGGAUGUGGAGGUCCUGGGCUGGCAUGGUUACACGUGGUCUGCGGUUGUGAGGGCAGUUGGACGUCCUGGAAAAUUCUCUAAAAUGACGUUGGAGGCAGUUUAUGGUAGAGAAAUGAACAUUCAAUUCACUGGCAACAGCUCUGGUGGUCAUUCCUGCUGUCAGCAUGCCAAUUGCACACUCCCUCAACUUGAGACAUUUGUGGCAUUGUUUAGUGACACAACUGCACAUUUUAGAGUGGCCUUUUUAUUGUCCCCAGCACAAGGUGCACCUGUGUAAUGAUCAUGCUGUUUAAUUAGCUUCUUGAUAUGCCACACCUGUCGGGGUGGAUUUUAUUAGCAAAGGAGAGAUGCUCACUAACAGGGAUGUAAACAAAUUUGUGCACAAAAUUUGAGCGAAAUAAGCUUUUUUUGCAUAAGGAAAUUGUCUGGGGUCUUUUAUUUCAACUCAUGAAACUUGGGACCAACACUUUACAUGUUGCAUUUUAAAUUUUUGUUCAGUGUACAUGUUUUGAUUGAUCACUGAUUCUUCAUCUAUUCCAUGAAUGUGUGUUUUGCAGGUCCUUCUAUGACCUGUCUCCAGUCCUUCAAUGACCUGUCUCCAGACUAACCCUAAGAUAAACGUUCUGACCAGAACCCACGAGGGUAAGAAGAGACACCUGUACAUGGUCUCCAAGGAGCUACGCAACGUCAUGCUCAACAACAGUGAACGCAUUAAUGUAGGGGUGUAUGUGUGUCUAGUGAGGUGUGCGUUUGUGUGUGAGACACCUGUAUGGUAUCUAAGGAACAAAGCAGCGCCCUGCCAAACAGCUGUGUGUAUGUCACUGCCAGCCCAUCAAGGGGGAGUCUAGUUAACAGAUGGGACCCUUCUCAUCCCAACUCCCCCUAGUACACUCUCAGCACCUGCACAGGUGUCUGUGUGUGUGCCUCCAAGCAGUCAGAUAACCACUCCCUCCCCCUAUUCCUCUGUCUCUCUCCCCCUCUCUUUCUAUGUGUCCCCCCCCCCCCCCCCCCCCCUCAUUUCUCUGAUGUUGUUGUGAUGUUUAGACCUGACCCAGGUUCAGAUCAGCCUCCAGCUAAACAGUAGUAACAGGCUGAGUCUCCAUCACCAGACUGUUCCCAGAACUACAUACAUGCUUACAUGGAUACAUGCAUAUACACUGAGUGUACAAAACAUUAAGAACACCUGCUCUUUCCAUGACAGACUGACCAGGUGAAUCCAAGUGAAAGCUAUGAUCUCUUAUUGAUAACAUCUGUUAAAUCUGCUUAAAUCAGUAUAGAUGAAGGGGAGGAGAUGGGUUAAAGAAUGAUUUUUAAGCCUUGAAACAAUUGAGACAUGGAUUGUGUAUGUGUGCCAUUCAGAGGGUAAAUGGGCAAGACAAAAUAUUAAGUGCCUUUGAAUGGGGUAUAGUAGUAGGUGCCAGGCGCAAUUGGUAAAUAUGUUGCUGAAACUGAUGUUAUUCUCAUAAGCACUGUAAUGAUGAUUUCAUUAUUUUGUGUGUUUUGCAGGUGAUCAACACAGGGGUGAAGGUGUGGUCUCGCAACAGCGACGGGGAGGAGUUUGGCUGUGACUUCAGACUAGCCCAGGAAAUAGGUACACAUAUUAAUAUUCAAGACUUUUAGAAAACAUGGGAAGUGCGCACAUACGGCGGUACACAUGCGGACACACUCAUUCCUCUCUCCCUCUCUCCUCCUCCGUCUCUCCUCCUCCAGGGAAUCUACACUCUGUUCCCUUACAUCCGCUCCAGGAUGAUCACAAUCAGUGUUGAGGACAUCAAGAUUCUACUGACUCAGGAGAACCCGUGCCUCAACAAACUGGAGGAUGACGCUCACCAACAGGCCAAGAAGAUAGGUACAGUCGUGUGUGUUACUAUUUUUCCUUCAAACCCGUCUAUGUUCUGUACUGUGUGGUUGUAGGGUGGUGUUUGUGUGUGUGUUCAUGCAGUGUUCCUCUGUGUUUCUACAGGAAUGGGCAGCAUUGUUCCAAAAUACCGGCCUGAUGGUAGGUAAGUGUCCAUUUUGUUUGUCUGUCUGUCCAUCUGUGUGUGUUAUUCACUGUUAUCAGAGAAUUCACCCUCUUUCUCUCUCUCCCUGUCUCCUCAGUAACCCUGAUGGUCCUCAGUGUCAUAUAGAGCUGUGUGGCUGGAGAGGCAAGACCUCCAUCAGAACUUUUGUAUCCCACAACGAGAGGUUCCACUACCUCUGCAUGCUGGGGGUCGAGGUAUUCCGGGACAAACAGGGCCAGGACCCAGGGAAGUAG
Coregonus sp. 'balchen' is the source of this 10485-nucleotide messenger RNA. Lineage: Eukaryota; Metazoa; Chordata; Actinopteri; Salmoniformes; Salmonidae. The record is from the annotation of a GenBank genome assembly.